GGCUGUGUGGCCCAGUUUUGUUGUGCUGCCACUUUUGGGACAGCUGAGUACUUCUUGCUGGCUGUGAUGGCCUAUGAUCGCUAUGUGACCAUCUGUAGCCCCUUACUCUAUUCUACCAGGGUCUACACUCCAUUAUUCAUCACAUCCUAUCUGGGUGGUUGUGUAAAUUCUUGGAUCUCUACUGGUUGCUUAUUGAAUCUGUCCUUAUGUGGAUCCAAUGAGAUCAAUCACUUUUUCUGUGAUUAUUCACCACUUCUGAAACUUUCCAACUACCAAGAUGAUCUUGCUGAAGUUCUCCCUGCUGCCUCUGCUGGGUCAGUACUUACAAUCACAGUGUUAAUCAUCCUAAUCUCUUAUGUAUACAUCCUCUUCUCUCUCCUGAAGGUAAGGUCCACUGAGGGGAGAUCUAAAGCUCUUUCAACUUGCACCUCCCACCUCACGGCAGUCAUUCUGUUCUAUGGAACCAGUACAUUCAUUGAUGUGAUGCCUAAAUCUAGCUACUCAACAGAUGACAACAAAUUCAUGUCUGUUUUCUAUACUGUAAUGAUCCCUAUGUUGAACCCCCUGAUCUACAGUCUAAGGAACAAUGAAGUGAAAGGGGCCCUGAAGAAACUGAUGAGUAGGAAGUAUCUUUUUUCAUGA
Molecule: messenger RNA, 642 nt
Organism: Phascolarctos cinereus (koala)
Lineage: Eukaryota; Metazoa; Chordata; Mammalia; Diprotodontia; Phascolarctidae
Product: olfactory receptor 5P80-like
Biological process (GO): G protein-coupled receptor signaling pathway
Cellular component (GO): membrane
Molecular function (GO): olfactory receptor activity; G protein-coupled receptor activity
Source: RefSeq, a predicted model, not a curated record